UUACUGGACAACCAUUAACUGUUUCCUAAAAUCAGCAUCUGCUGAAAGUUAUACAGAAACUAAUCGAUCCUAGGCAUGAUCUUCGGAAUUCUCCACGAUAUGCAAGCGGCCUCCUUAUAAGCACAUAUCUGGCGUACGUUCUCCUCGUCACUACGUACGAACUGCGCCCAAACAAGGCCGAGGUCAUGGGUAACUUUCUUCUUCUCGCUGCCGCCGUGUGGAUGCUGCUGUGGGCCGGCCAUGGAACCGCUGCCGCCCGGGUGAAACUCCAGAGUUCCAUCAAGGAAACAAGCCUUUUGCCUCAGAGGUCGCUCGGCCAAAUUUCACCACUCGACAAUGGAUCUGGCUCCGGGAAGCGCUACCUUGCGCAGCACCUGUCAGGAACAUCGGAUCAGGGUUUCUACGGGAUCAUCGCCACCAUGGACGUGUACGGCUUCAACCUGACCACCGAGCAGUUCACCGAGGGCUCCGUUCUUCUUCACGAUGAAGACGGCUCCAAUAUAAUCCAGAUCGGCUGGGAGGUCGCGCCGGACACCUACGGCGAUUCACGUACCCAUUUAGGUUCUCUGUGGACGACCGAUGGGUACAGGAAAACAAGUUGCCGCAACGCCGAGUGUGCUUUUCUGCCGGAGAAGGACGCACCCAUAGCUCUUGGUGGCGUAAUUGAGACCGUCACCCAACCCAACGGACCUAAACAGACGAUCACCAUCAAAGUUAUCAAGGACGGCAUAAUGGGGGACUGGCUGGUGUAUUAUGGGUUCAACGGAGGUGAUCCCGCAUUGAUUGGACGAUUCCCUAAGUCACUGUUUACCGGAGGGUUGGCAAAUCGAGCGGCACUUAUUCAGUUCGGUGGCUACGUGUGGACCAACACGAUAACUCCGCCUCCGAUGGGCAGUGGCUACCUCCCCAAGGAUGAUGCGGCGACAUCCGCAUCCAUGAGCAAUAUCCAGUUCAUCGACCAGAACGGACACCCCUAUCCGGUGCCCCAAGACUCACCCACUUACGUGACUGAUCCGAAUAUCUACGCCACUAAUCCCAUUGUGAAUGGGCGUUUCUUUUACGGGGGUCCCAUGCAGUAGUCAACAUGAUGUGAGCUAGCGUAACUCUUUUGUUUCAAGAUUGUUAUGAGCUAGUACACACAGAAUAACUAUUUGCUAUUAUCAUAUUUAUAAUGCGGUCUACAAAAAGUAAUAAUAGUAUAUGUAAUAGUGAAAUUA
Messenger RNA from Lolium perenne, 1217 nucleotides. RefSeq lists its product as uncharacterized. NCBI's taxonomy places the organism in Eukaryota, Viridiplantae, Streptophyta, Magnoliopsida, Poales, Poaceae. The record is from RefSeq and is a predicted model, not a curated record.